AUGACUAGCGAAACUAAAUGUGCGGAUUUAAAACAAAUUCAGCGUCCCACAUUACGCGGCUUGAGAAAAUGUGCAAGUUGUGGCGCCAUAAAUGGCAGUCGUGCGCUCCUCUGCCGGAAUACCACAUGUCCGCAAAACAAGAAUGUGCUUGAUGGCGUGCAACUCGUCUGCCGGCGUGCCGGCUGUGCCAUCUAUUCGGUGCGCACCAAAGAACGGGAUCCGGAGGCGCAGCCGCGCAAUUUUGUGUGCAUUGAGGAUGUGACGCUGUCGCUGCAACCGAACGCGGCUGUGGUGUCCAGCAAGGCCGUUUGCUAUGUGGAUGCAUGCAAGGCCGCCAACGAUUGCCGGCACAUAAAAGCCUGCCGCGAGGGUCACGAUCAGAUGCCCAAGGCGCAGGUGUACACGGUGUCGCGCGAGGUGCUCUGGAAUCUAAACAUCAGUCUGGAACAGAAGCAACAGCUCUGGCAGCAGUACAAGUCGGCCGAGGACCGUGAACAGCUGCCGGCGGUGCAGCGCCUAAACGCAACCACUUUUGUGGUCAAGUGCGAGUGCUCCAAUACAUUUCCAGCUGGGCAACUGCACGUGACGGCCCUUGCCAAUGGACUGUCUACCAAGAAGGGCACAUAUGCGUGUGCCUGUCGCAAGCUAAAGAUUAUCGUGGAGCCGGACAACUCGCUGGUCAUGCAGGACGAAAUCUGUGACCAUUUGCUGCUCGUGCUGGCCGGCAUACUCAGUUCACCGCAGGGCAAAACAAUCUAUGGCAACUUUACGAAGAGCCUGCAAACGUUCUGGAUGCCCGACAAGCUGGAGACGCCACUGGGCGAGGCCACGCACGACGAUUUGCGCUUGAGCUUGAGCAUCAACUUAAGCGGCGAGAUUGAUCCUGCCGAAGAUAUAUACAUAUUUGACGAUGAGUUCUGUGUGACAGACACGGAUCUGCUGCCCAUGCCGGAGGAGCUGUCGGACAUCAUUUACGAUGUGAACACCACGCCAUCUUCGAAUAGCAAUUGCAGCAAUUUGGUCAACGACGCACAGCUCUUGUCGAAUUUCGAUAUAUACGCUGAGCAGCAGCAGGACCAACAUUUGGAGCUGACUGAUUGCAAUAUUGAGCUGAUGGAUCAGUAUCAGCUGACCGACCAAAUUGAUUUGUGCAGCGACGAUAUUGAGCUGCCGCUGGUCGGCGAACCCUUCAACAUCCUGGCGCCUCAGCCCAUCUAUACAAAGGCGCCGCCAGCGGCCAACAAUCAGCUGCAUGCCAUAGAGCUGCCCACCAUUGCGGUGGUCAAGAAGUCCGCCAUCAAAGCUUCUGAAAUUGUGGAGGAGGUCAAGACGCGCAAGCAGCCGCCGCUGCCGGCAAAGCGUGCGCUCAUUGUCAAUGAGCCGAACUGCAAAACUGCUGCGGCUGCUGAGGCUGUGGGCGUGGCUGUGGAGCCGGCAUUGGCCUAUCAGGCCUGGCUGGACUAUGUGAUAGAGCUGCUCAACGUAUCCAUCGAGCCGGAUCCUGCGGCUAUGCAGGCAGUUAACACGCGGCAGCUGCUCCAAAGUUUUCAUGUUCACAAGGAAACAUUCUCGCACUUUAGCAAGAGCUUCAGUGCGGGCAUCAAGCGGCGUCCCCUGCACCAGGUUGCAGUCAUCGAAGCCGGCAGAAACAAAGGUCUUAGCAAGUAUAUUUGGCACUUUAGCGCCUCGCACACUGUGAAGCGCAUCUUCAGCAGUCGCAAUAUCAGCUUGCAGCUGGAGCGCUGCUUUGAACGCCAUGCAGAUAGACAUUUUGUGCCCUAUGUGCGACAGACUUCCAUGCAGACAGACGCACAGGGAAAACAGCGCUUGGUGCAUACAAAACUGCGGCUUUUUAUGGUUAAAAUGCUCUUCGAUGUCGAGCAACAGAUAAAAAGUGGUUUGUAUAUCUCCUGGCUGCCCGACGUGCUGCCGCGCAGCAGCUUUGGCCAAAUGGAUGUGGAAUUCACGCUGCAAACACGCGCUCCGCUUUGAAUGUGAGUGUGAUUCGAAACAAUUUAAAUUAGAUGUUCUUUAUUUGUAUUUCCAUUCACUUUAGGUUUAUAAGAUUUCUUUUUGUUUUUCUCCUUUUUUUUUUUUUUUUGCUUGCAUCCAUAUCAACUCUUCAUUAGCUUAUCCGUUAACUUAGGUGUACAUAAACUUAUAUUUUUUGCUUUUUUUUUUUUUUGUUGUUUUCUUUCAAUUUUCUGGUAUUUCGAGAUAUUUGAUCGCGCCACUCUUUGCUCUCUUUACUUGAAGAAGCGUUUGCUACUCUUUAAACUUGCUUUACUUCAUUUGCUGCACUUCUACGCUUCUCUCUCUUAACUGUUUAUCCUCGUUUGCUGCUACUCUGUAAUUCCCUUUUAAAACUAUGGGCUUCGCUUCCCUUCGCUUUAUGCUUAGCUCUAAAAUCGUGGGUUAUGCUUACUUCGGUUUUCGCUACAUUUCAGCUUUUUUACUAAACUGUUUUUUUUUUUUUGGUUUUUUUUUCUUUUUAAUAUUUUUGUAUACGUUUUUAUACGCUUAAGUUUGACAUUCAUCACAUUUAUAAAUUGCAUAACACCGUCAAUUAGAUAAUAUAUAUAUUUAUAUAUAUAUUAAUUAUAUGAUUUGUGAAGGUAGUUAGUCUUGGAAAGGUUUCCUUGCUCGAGAAGUGUGUGCAGUUUUUUUUCUUCUUUUUUUCUUUCGAAUAUUUUUCUUUUCUUUUUUUAGUUUUUUUCGGCUCUUUUCUUCACAUUGGCUGGGAAUAUAUAAUCCAGGCCAGAUGCUGUCAAGAUUGUUUGGCUGUCAUUUACAAAUUCAUUCAUUCAUUCAAUUAAUAUUUUCGUUUUUUUUUUUUGUGUUUAGUUUAAUAAUACAUACAUUAUGUUUAACUAAGAACUACUUUGUGUUUUCAUAGUUAAAAUGCUUUAGUUAUCGUUUAGUUUUUCGAAAAUAAUAUGGGCUUUUCGUAUAUUACAGAUGAAGCAUUCUAGUUUUGCCUUUUUUGUUUUUGUUUUUUUUUUUUUAAGUUAUGAGAAUUUACAAGCCUUCUAUAUAUGUAGAACGUUUCUUAAUACAAGUGCCUAGAGUUUUGCAUAGAUCUAUUACAAAGAAAAUCAUUUCAAAAAUUGGUCGUUAGGUUAAAGGUUUUUUUUUUUGUUUUCUUUACUUUUCAUCUAGAAAUGCAGCGAAAUAACAGAGUAGGGAUACGAUUUCUUUUUAAUAAUGAUAUCUAUUAAAUGUAUUUUGCCAAGAACUGAACUUGAAGUUUUGGUAUACCCGAAAUCGAAAGCAAUUUGAUUGAAAUCAAGCUUAGAUACAAUAAUGCAUAAUUAAUAUAGACAGUUGUAGAGCUGCGCUUAAGAUAAAGUUUACAAAAAACCAGUCUUUAAAACAUUAUGUUGUUUAUCAGUAAAUACAUAUACAUAAACAUUCGUAAAUGUAUAAAUCCUAAAUCUGGCUUAAAUCCGAAUGUGAAUGUGGCGUGCGCGAAGCAUAACUGUUUACGCUUUACGGAUUAUACAUACAUAUAUAUAGGUAUAUAUACUUUUUUUUUCAAGCGGACUUGCUCCAUGCUAUAUACUAUAUAUAUAGUUUUAUGCUUGUGUAAUCCAUGGAUUCCAUUUUUAGACUGGAACACACAAGCGUUCGAUUUUGAAUCUGUACAAAAUGGCAUUGGAUCAUUUGAGGGGAAACACCCUGUGCUCAUAUUUUUCUUUUUUUCAAAUCUUAAUGCUGGUGCAAUUUUUUCUCAUGCUUACAUUUAAGAAAAACAAUUUUCAAUAUUUUUGCAGAUUUUCUCUUUUCUAUUUUGUUUUUGUUUUUGUUUUCCACGCGAAUUUCUAUUUUAGUAAUACUUUGCCUGCGCUACGAUUUACACACAAUUAGUUCUUAAAUACUAAACGCUAAGCAAUUUCUUCUUUUUCUUUGCAAUGUUUUUUUUUUUAUUUAUUUUUUUUUUUACAAUAUUUAUAGCGUGAAGAGCCGGUUGACAGCUCGCCUUAAGCCAAGUUAUUUUUCUCAUUCUUUCUACAACUACGAGGCGUACAUAUAUUUACAUUUGUGAUGUGCCCGUGUGUGUGUGUGCCUGUGUGUGUGUGUUUUACAUCAAUUGUUUUUAUUUAAUUUUAUUUAUUAUUAUUAUUUUUUUGGGGGAUUUACAGUGAUGCGGUGCUUGCUUAGGUGCUUCGAAUAAAUUUGAGAAAAUAUUUCUUGUGCCUUUGAAAAUACAUAUAUGCAUAUUAUAUAUAUAUAUAUAUAUGUAAAGAUCUAGACAUGACAUUAUCUACAUAUAUGUAUGCAAAAUUUGUCGUAAAUAUGUUAAUUUUCCUCUCUAUUAAAUUCGCAUAAUUUUCGCUACGUUUAUUUUUGUGUAUUUCUUGUUUUUUAAGUUUCAACACGUUUGAAAUCGUUGUGUAGAAUUUUGAGCAGAAAAAAAACAGUUAACAGAUUGUAGGACGGAUAUUGAAUCAAUUUAGCAAACAAUAUGACAAUAUUUAACGGUAAACUGACCUUAUAUAAGAACCUGAUUUCAACUCAAUAUUUCGAGCAUGGCACAAACUUUCGAUUUACUCGUACAUAAAAACUAAUUCAUUAAAUUUAACAAAUUGAGGGCAAUUUCGUCGUAUUUUAAUUUGUGUAUGCUUUUUUUUUUUCAUUUUGUGCGUUUAACUACAUUUAAACAUUAUUAUGAUAUAUAUUUAUAUUUAAAUAUAUUUAAUCAUGUGCCUUGCUGCUAGUUUUUACUUAUUUGUCUAUUUUAUGUGAUUUGCUUGCGACUACGUUUGAAUACAAUAUAAAUUGAAAUUAAAUUAAACAUUGAACAUUAAUAAGCGAUUGAUUGUGUGUGUGUUUCUUUAUAACAGGAUUUGUUAAGGACUCGAAAAGAUAUUUAAAACAAUAUAUGGGUAAAAAGAAGAAGAACGCGCACAGCAAUAAAUAAAUGUUAAAUAAUAUGUAAAAUAGGUUUAAGGACGCGCUUCAUAAAACUAGGCAAAUGUUUACAAUAAUUAUAUAUUUAAUUAUGUUA
This is a messenger RNA of Drosophila novamexicana, 5008 nucleotides long. RefSeq lists its product as uncharacterized. The transcript has 5 exons. Lineage: Eukaryota; Metazoa; Arthropoda; Insecta; Diptera; Drosophilidae. The coding region runs from base 1 to 1992 and encodes 663 amino acids. Gene Ontology annotation, cellular component: nucleus. The record is from RefSeq and is a predicted model, not a curated record.